Messenger RNA from Trichophyton rubrum CBS 118892, 1389 nucleotides. RefSeq lists its product as uncharacterized. The transcript has 2 exons. NCBI's taxonomy places the organism in Eukaryota, Fungi, Ascomycota, Eurotiomycetes, Onygenales, Arthrodermataceae. Gene Ontology annotation, molecular function: metal ion binding. Bases 1 to 1389 code for a protein of 462 amino acids. The record is from RefSeq and is a predicted model, not a curated record.
AUGUCAUUGCCUUCGGAAUCUCAGGCCUCAACCCAUGAAGCGCGAUCCACGACUGUCCACCGCUCAUUAUCAGAGAGUCGCCAUGACUACACGCAUGCGGCGAGACGAGGAAGCAGUGGGGGCGAGGAUCAUACGACGUGGACACAGUUCCUGCGAGAAGAUCAAGACCGGUUGAUGGAUAGCGGUAGUCCUGAUAGAGAUGACAACUCGUCGACUUCGCCGAACAGAAAACGAAGACUAAGAAGCGGUAGUAGUAGAAGCGGCGGUGGCGGCGGCGGAGGUAGCAACACUGGUAUAGAAAUACCAGGAGCUAGAUAUACCCAACCCGCUUCUAUCAGGCAGCACUCUCGACCCGGUGCGUCUGCAUCUCGACUAUCAGGAAGUCCCAGCUUUGUCCGACCCGACGAAGAGUCGACCGAGACUCAGUCUGCUUCCUCCCCGCCUUCCUCAUCGAUGUCCCGCCAGCUAAACUCUCUACGGCACCGUGAAAGAAGCUUUACUGACCAUCGGCUCCCACGAUGGCAGCCGGACUCUGAAGUUACUGAAUGUCCAAUAUGCGGCAUUACAUUUACGUUUUGGUUUCGAAAACACCACUGUAGGAAGUGCGGCAGGGUCGUUUGCGCAGCUUGUUCGCCUCAUAGAAUUACCAUACCACAGCAGUUUAUCGUCCGUCCUCCCGAAGCCCAGACACAGCUAACACUAUCGAGCAUUAUCCAGCGCAAUACAACGGACCGUGAAGGUGUUGACCUUGUUGACGAUGAAGAAGUACAGCCGCAGCUUUCACCAUCACAAUCCCGAAGCCACCAUCGCGCAACUUCGAUCCAUCAAAUUCCUAGAAAUGCUCUAGGCGGAGGGACCGAGGUUCGUCUAUGCAAUCCAUGCGUACCUGAUCCCAACCCCGAGCCCCCUCGCCGAUAUAGGGCGAGCAGCAGUACCUCUCAUCAUGAACAUAGAACGAGAAAUACCAGUCUUGGAUGGGAUGACCACCACCCUCAUUCACAGGGAGAUCCGCACUCCCUACCAUCAGAAUAUCAAAGCCCAGGGAUCUGGAGCAUAAGUGCUGAAAGGCACCGUCGCCAUAUACCUUCUGUACCUUCUCGGAUGGAGGGAAGAAGGCAACGGAACCAGGAAUUUGAAUCUAGUGUUCACAGCUACAGACGAGAUCCUCAAAGAAAUCUUCGCGCAAACCCAACAGACGCCAUUCUCCCCUCAUAUGGAGGUUUUGGUUAUGAAGUCUCAUCCAGUCUACGGGGGUUGGCUCCCCGGUAUCUACCAGGUAGAGAGACAGAACCUCAAUCCCAGGGUUCUCCGCCUCUUUACUCCCAUGAUGGAUUCACUGUAAGUAGUAGACAUUAUAUAUAUACCCUACAACUCCGAGUGUUAACCUGA